GCCGCUGCGAUGGGCGCGCAAAACGCGUGGACCACCCGCUCCUCCCUCAAGACCUCCACCGUCAUCGUCGGCACCAACCUGCAGAAGAUCGCCGAGAUCCUGUACCUGCGCGUGCGGCGGAAGCUGGAGGGCUGCUGCUCGAGCUCCGUCCCCGAGCUGGGCAGGCGGUUCCCGUCGAUCAACAACUUUCUCCCCGAGAGGCAGGACACGGGGGAGAGGAAGGCGCCCCUGCUGCGCAGCCUGCCCUCCAUCGUCAGAGAGGCGGUCGCCAAGCACACCGACGUGCGGAACCAAGAGUCCGCCCUGCUCACUCGCCUCGCCUUUUGCUGCGUCGCGUACGCCGUGGGCGCCGUCGGCGGCGCCGAGGCGGCGCGCGUGUGCUGCAUAGGGUCGCUCCUGCCGGCGGCGCUGCUCAUCGGACUCGCGCUACAGCCGUGGAGAUGACGAGAGCGAUGGAGGGACCGCCAAAAGCGGGGCACUGUGAUACGCCGCGCACAGGGGAAGGUAUAGGCAAGCAUUCGCUGCAGCCCUCCCGUUGAGGGUGGGGGUGGUCCGUCGGCGAUACACAUACAUGCCGCCAGGAUGGGCCGGAAUGAAAAGGUAAAAGGAGCUCCAUAGGAGCUCGCAGUUCCCCGCGCACGCCGCAGGCACUCACUCUCAGGUGCACGAGGCAGUCCGGUCUCCUCUCGUCCGAGACUCCUCUCUCCUGGGCCAGAGUCUCCAGUGUACCAGAGCCAGACCCCUGGAAUAUGUGUGUCGUGGCAUUUUGUUACAAUCUCCCCCAUC
Molecule: messenger RNA, 786 nt
Organism: Emiliania huxleyi CCMP1516
Lineage: Eukaryota; Haptophyta; Isochrysidales; Noelaerhabdaceae
Exons: 5
Coding region: 10-444 (144 amino acids)
Source: RefSeq, a predicted model, not a curated record